AUGGAUAAUGCCAACUCAAAUUCUCGUAGAUUGCCACCUUUAGAAUAAGAAAAUCAAUAAUCAAGAGCUAUGUCUUAAAAAAAGAAUAUCAUUAAAUAGUAAAUGAUAAGCAGUAACAAAUUUGAACCAAAGACAAGUUUAUAAAAUAAAAAAACUGGUCCUGCACCAAUAGAAGAAAUAGAUAAUUUCAUUUGUUAUUUUUGUGGAGGGUAAGAUUGUAAAAAGGAAUAAGCUAAUUCAAAUAAAAAUAAGAAUGCUAUAGAAGGAUUGCAUUCUGAUUGGAUCACUGAUAAUAUUUUGGCUAUGUAAAGACUGAGUACGACAUUAAUGCCAAAAGUUAUACCAUAAUUCUAAUAGUAUAAUAAUUAUUCUAUUAAGACAUAAUAUUGGAGCAGUCAUCAAUUUAUAAUAAUAAGGAGAACAUGCUUAAUGUGGACCUGGUAUACUUCCAGGCAUUGGAUUUUCAUAUAAUCCUGAAUCAUUAUAAUAAGGUAUUUAAAUACUAAUCAAAAGCUAAGAUUAAUUUCUUUAAUUAUGGAUGGGAAGAUAUGACAGCUGAUACUACUUUUGAAAAUCUUCUUAAAAUUUGUUCAGCUUUUGACCUGAUGACUAAAAAAGGAAAAAAAGUUGCUGUACAUUGUCAUGCUGGUACAGGCAGAACUGGAGUUGCUAUAGUAGCAUGGUUAAUUUAUGGAGAAAGAAUGCCAGCAGAAGAAGCUAUUCGAUUAUUCUAAUCUAGAAGAAGGGAUUCUUUAGGUAAAAGUGCUUAAAGAGACUUAUUAAAAGCAUUUGAGAAAUGUACUUAUAUAAAAUAUAUCUAGUCUUAUCAAAUAGAAAAUGGUAUGCCUAUCCUAAAAUCUCAGGAUUGAUCAAUGAUGAUAUUGUAUAACAAUAAAACCAAUAUGUUGUAAAUGAAUUAAAGAACAAAACUAAAUUAAUUCCUGCACCACUCUAUGUUAUUUUUAAUAGAUUCUUGAUAUUUUUGGAAGAUUAAAUACUUACACCAUAAUAAAUAUUGUAAGCAUUUGUUGGUGAUCCUUUAAACUUGUCACCUUUAAAUAAGGAUGAAUUAUAAAAACUCAUUAAAUAAUUUGAUGCUCACAAUUUUCUUUUAGGGCAAGUUACUGAUAUUAGAUUGCUACCCUAAUUACUAUUUUCUUAUUUUGAUCUCUUACCUUGGUAAUGUGUAUCAGAUAAAUUUGCUUUAGAUAUUAAAUAACAUUUAAAUGGAACACAGAUUUUAGACAUCUUUAAAUAAUGUGCAAAAGACUUAGAAAUAGGAUCUUUUUAUAUUUUAAAGACUAUUGUCUCAUUUGCUCUUUAAUUAAAAAUUGCAGACACUAAAAUUGACUUAAAAACAUUUUUUUAUCGUUUUUCUAUAUCACUUCUACAAAAAUAUCAAUAUCUUGAUGAUCAUUUUAUUGGAUUUUCACUUAUACGAACAAAUAAAAUUGAAAUUGUAUAAAUUGUUUUUUUGCAAUAAUUUUUGUAGAAAUGGCAUGAUGAAAUAUUAAAUUUAAAUGAUAAAAUUGUAUUUUAUUUUUAUUAUUUUUAGUUCGAAGAGAAUUAGUUAUCAAAAGAUUUCAGAGAGUUAAAAGGUGUGUGA
This is a messenger RNA of Paramecium sonneborni, 1606 nucleotides long. The record is from the annotation of a GenBank genome assembly. NCBI's taxonomy places the organism in Eukaryota, Ciliophora, Oligohymenophorea, Peniculida, Parameciidae.